UUGCCACGGCCGCCAUCAUUACUUUCUUCUGUUUGACUCGCUUCGGUCGCGCGUGUUCGGGAAAAAAAGUGAACGGUAGUGUAAAAUUCGCGUGAAAAAUAAUAUUUAUAAUCGCAAAGUGGAAAGUUACGAAUUGUAUUUUUUGUCCAUUUUCCUGCACAAGCUCAAAAGCAAGUGUCCCGGCAAGCAGAAGAUGACCGACGCGGCCAUUGUAUUCAAGAACGAGCAACCCGGCAAGGUGGAGCAGACCAACGCAUCGGAUAUCGACCUGAACUACAGAAAUUUGUUGGAAGCUACGGAUUGAGAGUGUUUAUGAAGAAUGAGUUGCUGUACAGGUUUAUUGGGUUCACGGGAGACGAACAGAUAAUUGCGGACUUUGUUAAGAAUAUCCGAAUUUCCGAUUGGACAUGCUGGAGAAGGAACUGCCAACGCGAGGCUGGAAUUGGGGAACGAUUCACUUCAAGGGCAGUGUGCUGUCAUUCGAUGUGGAAAGUAGAACCAACAUUGAGAUUCCGCUGAGUCACGUUUCCCAGUGCAACAGUGGCAAGUACGAGGUGACCGUGGAGUUCUAUCAGAACGAUGAUGCACCGGUCAGUCUAAUGGAGAUGCGCUUCCACAUUCCUAUGACGGAGUCGGCUGAAACGGAUCCGGUCGAGGUAUCCCCGGACCAGGUCAUGAAGCAAGCUUCGGUCAUUUCCGCCACUUGCGAUGCCAUUGCUAUCUUCCGGGAGAUUCAUUGUCUUACGCCGCGUGGUCGCCAUGACAUUAAGGUGUUCCAGUUUCCGGUAAGCUGCACGGUUAAACCACAGACAAACAGACACAAUCGACUGAUGUUCUUUGUCAUUUCAUUGGACCCACUGAUCAAGCAAGGUCAAACUCAGUACCACUUUCUGGUUACGCAGUUACAUAUGGAAGAGGAAACAUGUAUUGAGUUACCGUUCUCGGAGGAUGAGAUGAAAGAAAAGUAUGAGGACAUACUGACACACUUGUCCGGGCCGGUGUACGAAGUGCUGGUGAAGUGUCCCGGCAAGCAGAAGAUGACCGACGCGGCCAUCGUAUUCAAGAACGAGAAACCCGGAAAUGUGCAGCAGAUCAACGCAUCGGAUAUCGACCUGAACUACAGAAAUUUGUGGGAAGCUACGGAUUGA
This is a messenger RNA of Armigeres subalbatus, 1148 nucleotides long. RefSeq names its product FACT complex subunit Ssrp1-like. The transcript is spliced from 4 exons. Bases 408 to 1148 code for a protein of 246 amino acids. NCBI's taxonomy places the organism in Eukaryota, Metazoa, Arthropoda, Insecta, Diptera, Culicidae. Gene Ontology annotation, molecular function: nucleosome binding; histone binding. Gene Ontology annotation, biological process: regulation of chromatin organization. The record is from RefSeq and is a predicted model, not a curated record. Gene Ontology annotation, cellular component: FACT complex.